AUGAGGCUGCUUCUUCGGCUACUGUCCUCGGCCAUUCUGGCUGCUUGUGGCUUCUCAGAGGAGCAGACAGGAGACAUCACCAUUGCCUACAAAGUACUGGAAGCUUAUGCCCAAAGCCAUCGAGUCCUCAUAACCUGCGACAUCCCGGAGGCCCGCCGGCCCAUCACCUACUCUCUCGUGGCUAGCCGAGGUGUCUUGGUGGCAAAAAAGGUUGUUCGUGACUUCAAGCCGGCCUCCUUCAACAUCCACAUUACACUCAAGUCCAGCCCAGACCUGCUCACCUACUCCUGCCAGGCAGCCUCAAAGUGGGCCACCUAUGGGCCCAGUCCCAGGCUGCAGAUGUACUGGGAGUUGUGGACCAAGCCCGUUUCUCAGCUGCAGACUGACUUCACUCUGCACGAUGGGGACUCAGGUCCCACUGGGGAGGUCUCCUGUCUGGCAUCCUCAGGCAGCCCGCCCAUCACCUACCGCUUGGUGGGGAACGACGGGCGUGUACACGCACAGCAAAGGCCACUCCAUGGGAAAGCUGCCAACUUCUCCAUUCCGCUGUCCCAGGACUCGGGCUGGUUCCACUGUGAAGCUGCAAACAACGUCAGUGUGGAAAGCAGCGCCCGCAUCCUACUGCCCCCAGAAGCCUGACCCAAGCUCCUUGCCCUCCUUCCAGGGGAGCUGCCCCUGACACCCACCUACGUUCUGGCUGGCAGCCUCAUCUCCAUUGCAGUCGUUAGCUCCGGGAUGCUGAGCUUGACCUGGUUGUGACCGGAAGACAGAGCCACGGGGUUGCCUUUGUGCCCUACACAAGAACCGGCCAGUGGAGCAAAAGAGAGCCUGGGGAGUGCAUGUAUAAAAAAAGGAGGUGCAGACCAGGGUACCAAAAGCAGUGCACCCCAAAAGGGGUCCAGAAGUCUAGAGCAUUAGUGUGAAUGGGGCCCAAAGGGAAUAAAAUUGU
Molecule: messenger RNA, 949 nt
Organism: Acomys russatus (golden spiny mouse)
Lineage: Eukaryota; Metazoa; Chordata; Mammalia; Rodentia; Muridae
Gene: C16H17orf99
Product: chromosome 16 C17orf99 homolog
Exons: 6
Source: RefSeq, a predicted model, not a curated record